Molecule: messenger RNA, 3256 nt
Organism: Tuber aestivum (summer truffle)
Lineage: Eukaryota; Fungi; Ascomycota; Pezizomycetes; Pezizales; Tuberaceae
Source: the annotation of a GenBank genome assembly
AUGUCUGAAGAAACUCAACGACAAGUCUUCAAAGAGGUACCCAUUCACUCCCCAAUAGCUCCCAACAUCUCACCGAUAUUCAUCAAACUAACAAAACACCUAGCUAAAACCCCACUGCAUAAAAGUCAGCGAAACAAUCCUAAAACCAACUCCCGAUCCCAGAGGACUAUCCGCAUCUCUAACCCAGCUCCUUCAAACACUAACCAGUGCCUCCGGACGCCAUGGCGAAGUCUUCAACCGCCCGCUAGGGGACUACGUCUUCUAUCCCCUCUCACAUAUAUUCCGGCAGCACCAAACCGUGAACGACGGUGCGUUGGAGAAGGCUCUGGGAUGCGUGCUUAUUCUGCUAAACACCUGCUGGCGAUUGGACAUGCCGGCGGAGCAAGCGAAGCAGAUGCUCAUCAUGAUCACCUUUGUGAUAGCGGGCACACCCGGAGUUCCGGUCAAUGCGAAUAGAAGCGAAGAGACGAAGAUUGAGGGCAUGAAGUGCUUACUGGCGCUGUUCGAAUGCGUGAAGAGGGCCGAGAAGGGGGUUUUGGGGGACGUCGAGUCAUUACCGGCGCUGGGCCAUAGUGUCACCGCCGUUCUUGAGGUCACCAUUUCCACGUCUUCUCCACAGUUGCAGAUGGUUUCUUUGGAGGUUCUAGAGGCUCUUUUGUUCUCCUGCGUCACUGAUUCGGAUAUCUUCGCUAGCUUUUAUCCCGGCGUGGUCAGUGGGCUGGUGAAGGUCAUUGGCCUAGGGCCUACCACAAAACGCCCAUACGAGAUCCUCGCUCGCUCCGUCAAGGCGCUGAACCGCGUGAUCUGUAAAGUCCUCGGAGAUGCGGACACAGCGAGCCUCCCCACCGAAGAAGAAAACGAUGGGAAGGGGAGGGGGAAGGGGAAGAGCAAUGGCCUGGAGGUGCACCGAACAACCUCCUGGCUCGCUGCCACCGCGACGCAAACCAAAUCUGCGCUCGACAACACCCUCCGCCUCCGCGGCCACCCGCACAGUCAUGUUCGCAAAGCCGUCUUCGAGUUAUGUCGGGACCUGCUCGAGAACUGCGCAAAGUCUCUCGCUGAAGCCCUCACGGCGAUCAUCGAAACGAUGAUUGUCCUCGCCGGGGACGAAGAUGACAAUCUCCGGAGUAUUUCUGAAAAUACACUGCGUGUCGCGGCGAUGAGUGAGAAUGUCAAGGAGGCGAUACAAAGCUGUGCUCACGGCUGGGCAAUCUCCUUACCAAGGGUCAUGGCUGGAAAUGAAGAAAUUAUGAAGACCAGACUUAUCAGUCGAAUUUCCACUGGCUUCAAGAUUUUAACGGAGUUGGGCAUGGACAGCGAGAUACUGCAGGAGACAUUGGCGACCAAUAUCCGGGAUAGCCUCUUCACGGCUUACAUAGGGGCUCCUGGGAAGCAGGAGGCUGUCCAAGCAGUGGAGGAGCCGUUGCCGUUUGACGCGCUGGUUUCGCAGAAUCAGGAUAUCGGAACGCUUGCUGGCUCAGCACAGUACCCGGACGUGGUUCUUGGGCACAGAAGUCAACGGGAUACAGUCGGCAGCGUGAAGAAGCUUUUGGGUUUGUUAGGAUGUACUUCCGAAAACGCGCUACGGCUUGCGCAGCGGCAUAUUCGGGAGAGUUCGAGAAUAAAUGCUCCUACCAAGGAUAGGUCUACAUCUUUAUGGGUCGCCGUGCAAUUACUCCGAGGAUCACUAGCAAAUUCCGACGAAAUGGACAUAUUCCUUGACCUAGACUUUUCCCCAUCAGGCCCACUACAACAACACGUCAUGGAGGAAUUAUUCGCAGUGUCAUUAUCCAUCCUCAAUGACGCUACAGAACUAGGCACGGACGAAAGUGUAGAUCCCAUAUCACCAACACUCCAGUGUCUCGCCCUCGAGGCAAUCUCCCUCACAGCGCAAGCGCAGAAAGAAUCCUUCAGGGAAGAUCUGGUGGAUGCUUUAUACCCUAUAGUCCACCUCCUGGGCUCCCCUUCAGGAGCAGUUCAAUCCCACGCAAUACUUACACUAAACAACGUCUCUCGCUCAUGCGGGUACCCAUCUGCCAAGGAACUCGUUCUAGAGAACGUUGACUAUAUGGUCAAUGCCGUGGCGCUAAAGCUGAACACAUUCGACUUAUCCCCCCAAGCACCUGUAGUCCUCGGGAUGAUGCUAAGACUUGCAGGGCCAAGCUUGAUACCCUACCUCGAUGACAUGGUCGUCAGCAUCUUUGCUGCGCUGGACGCCUUCCACGGAUAUGAAGCACUCUGCGAGGCACUCCUUGGUGUCCUCGCUCAAGUCGUAGAAGAGAGUGGGAAAGGCGGUGAAUUACUUGCCGUCACAACAAACGCCGGCGGUUCCUCCUCACCCUCGCCGCAGGAAAAGCGAAGGAAACUACUAACGAAUGAAGAUUUAAUCCAAGAGAUCAAAUCCAACCUCCGCAGGGAGCAAGAACAGCAAAAGAAAGCAGAGCAGGAAGAGGCAGACAUGACUGCCGGCAAAUUCCCGGAAAAGCCUUGGGGUAAGGGAGAAGAAAAAGGCAAAAACGAGAGCCCCACCACGGACGAGGACGAGGACGAGGACGAGGGCGACGAAGACCAACCCCGACCACCUCCGCCAGAAAGCCAAGUAGUAAAGCCCACAAAAACCUACGACCUAGUCCAAAGGAUCACCCGCCUGAGCCAACACUACCUGACACACCCCUCCUACCCCCUCCGUCUAAAGCUCCUCCGCCUAAUAUCCACCGCGUCCCCACUACUCUCCAAGAACGAAGACGCAUUCCUCCCGCUGGUGAACGACAUCUGGCCCGCUGUGCUGAACCGCCUCUUUGAAGACGAACCGCACGUUACAAUAUCCGCGGCGGAGGCUAUAACCACGCUCUCGCGGGAGUGCGGGGGGUUCAUCUCUAGUAGGAUUGCGGACGCGUGGCCGGGGAUUAAGCGAGUUCUCGUCAAUUGCUUGAGGAAGUGGGAGAGGGAGAGGGCGAGCAAGACCGGGAAUAUGGGGGUCCAUAGUCCCGGCUAUAAAGUCUGGGAUUCGCUUUGCAGGAUGGUAGCUGCCGUUGUAGAGUUUUGCAUAGUCAGCGACGAAAUCGUCGAUGAUAUUUGUAAGAUCCUUGGUGGGGAGAGGCUAUCGCAGAGGGCAGAUCUGAGGAAUGCGCUUGAAGGGGCUAACGCUGAAGCCGUCUGGCUGGAGAUUGAGAGUUGGAAGGAAAGGGGUGGAGCUAGUGGAAGGUGGACCUUACCAGCUCUCGAGGGGGUCAGGUUUUAUGAGGUUGUUUUUUAA